GGCGCUGUAUUCCUGUGACGUCAUUUUCACCCGACGCAAAUAUAGAUCGUGCGGCUCUUGGAGCAUCGGAUCUGUUAAACAAAACAUAUUUGCGGAGAAUGACCUUAAAACCUGGCUGGCUGCUGCUUCUAUCCAUAUGUGCCGGGGUCUGGUCGGUGCCUAUAGAUCGCAAUGUAGGCAAAGAAGAGCCGAAAGAGGAGGUGCAGGAGGAGACGGGGGACACUGGCCUGUACUAUGACAGGUAUCUUAGAGAGGUGAUAGAAGUGUUGGAGACUGACCCUCACUUCCGAGAGAAACUGCAAACGGCAAACACGGAGGACAUCAAGAACGGUCGUCUCAGUAAGGAGCUGGACUUGGUCAGUCACCAUGUCCGUACUCGCCUGGAUGAGCUGAAGCGUCAGGAGGUCUCUCGCCUCAGAAUGCUCCUCAAGGCCAAACUGGACAGCACCAACGUUCAGACUCUGCAGAUGGACCACGCCUCCCUGCUGAAGCAGUUCGAACAUCUGGAUCACCACAAUCAAAACUUUGAAGCUAAAGACCUUGAGCUGCUCAUUUCAACAGCCACCAAAGACUUGGAGAACUAUGACGCUGAGAGGCACGAGGAGUUCAAACGCUACGAGAUGCUUAAAGAGCACGAGAGGCGGGAGUACCUGAAGGGUCUGGACCAGGAAAAGAGGGAGAAGGAGGAGAAGAGACUGCAGGAUCUGAAGGACAAACACCGUCAGCAUCCUAAAGUUAACGCUCCGGGUAGUGUAGCUCAGCUGCGGGAAGUGUGGGAGGAAACAGAUGGACUGGAUCCUCAGGAGUUCAACCCCAAAACAUUUUUUAAACUACAUGACACAAAUGAAGAUGGUGUUUUAGAUGAGCAGGAGUUAGAGGCACUAUUUACCAAAGAGCUGGAAAAAGUCUACGACCCCAAGAAUGAGGAAGACGACAUGAUGGAGAUGGAAGAAGAAAGGCUGAGGAUGAGGGAGCAUGUCAUGAAGAAUGUGGACACAAAUAAGGACCGCCUUGUCAGCUUGGAGGAGUUCCUCAAAUCCACAGAGAAGAAGGAGUUCAAUAAUCCAAAAGAGUGGGAGACUCUGGACGCUAGGCCAGCGUACACGGAGGAGGAGCUCCAGCGGUUUGAGGCUGAGCUCAGGGACAAAGAGGAGGAGCUAAAGAGAAGAGAGGCCACUCUGCGUCAGGAGCAGGAGCUGCUGAAGGAGAGAGAAAAAGCCCUGGAGGCCCAGAAGAAGGAGUACCAGCAGGCAGUAUUAGAGAUGACGCAGAGGCAGAAGGAGCAGCAGGCAGCAGACGGGCAGCCUCCUGUAGGUCCUAACGGAGAACUUCAGUUUAAACCAGAGGCAAAAAAAGAGGAGGAUAAAGUGGAAAAAGUCCCAGCUGCACCUGAAGCAGAAGUCCAGAAUAAUCUACCUGCAGAGCCUCCACAGAAUCUGCCUUUACACACUUAAAGCAGCACGCUCAGACAGCCUUAAGGCCGGCUACACUCCAGACAAUUUUAACAUGGGGCAACCACAGAUAUAAGGGCAGUUUUAAUUAUUUAUUGAUAUUUGAACGUAACCACUUGAUGAUUGAGCCACUUGUGAUUUCACAGUAGAGAUUCCACGGACAUGAGAUCUCACAGAAACUCGCGAUCAAACGUGACUUCAGAAUAAAAUCAGGCUGGCUGUUGGCCCUUUUGCACUCGUUUUGUCGCCAUAAUUCCACAUUGUGGUCUUCUUUCUCAAUAUUCUACUUGACCUGGAGCACAGCUGUUUAUUUUAACCACCUUGUUUGUGAGCUGUAACAGUGCAUCCUUCUGGUGAUGCUUCCUGCUCUGCUUAAUGGUUAUCGCAGGUAUUUCACCAGAGGCAGCUAGAGUGUAAGGGGGGCCCCCAACAGCAAAAUAAUCAUAUUGACACCACUUACUUUAGAAUUAUUUGGACAAAUAAUUGUUUGUGACCCCCUGUUGAUUGUUGUUGGUUGCAAAUUGGGCCUAAAAUUGUCUAGUGUGUAGCCAGCCUAACGCGCAGACAUUAUUACACACUCCACACCCUGAUUUGCACUGACACACACUGUAUAUCCAGACAGCUCCUACUGACUCAAAUAUGUGAACUCUGUGUGUGAACUCAGACAGAAGUGGCUUGUGAAUCAUGACAUAUUGUACUGUACUUUCAUUUCUUUGCUCAACUUCAGAUGAAAAAUGACAUAUAUGGAUAUUAAUACAUUUAUUCUCAGAAACCUACAGUUUGAGGGAAGUUUUCCUGCAGGGUAUUUCAAUGUGAAAUCAUAAACAUCUCAAUAAAGUCAUAAUUUAAGGA
Messenger RNA from Cheilinus undulatus (humphead wrasse), 2303 nucleotides. RefSeq names its product nucleobindin 1 (gene nucb1). The record is from RefSeq and is a predicted model, not a curated record. The transcript has 13 exons. Gene Ontology annotation, cellular component: endoplasmic reticulum-Golgi intermediate compartment; extracellular exosome. Gene Ontology annotation, molecular function: calcium ion binding. The coding region runs from base 99 to 1454 and encodes 451 amino acids. NCBI's taxonomy places the organism in Eukaryota, Metazoa, Chordata, Actinopteri, Labriformes, Labridae.